ACCAAGUAUUGGGUAACCCCUUCAAGAAGGUGAAGACGUAAUGUUUUGAAGACAGUUUUCCUCCACCUCCCUAAGCAGAGACAUCCAGGAGACAUAGGGGUGCAACAAGGCUGAAAUCUGCCAAGAUCACCUCCAGCCAAUGGAGCAGCAGAUUGAAAAGAGUCCACAAUGUGUGACCACCUCAAGCGACGAUUCUCAUCUCAUGAGGUUGGGACAGAAUAUGGUGGCUAGAUCUCCUUAUAAGCCGUUGGAUCAGUCUCUGAAGAUGCUCAAGGGAGAUUCAAAGGUCCUUGGGGCUCUCCAGAUCCUGAGUGGGAGUUUGAUCUUUGCUUUAGGGAUAUUUUUAGGCUUACUCCACUAUGCUUCUGAUUUUCCCAGAAAAUCCUUCUUUAUUACCUUUUACACAGGCUACCCUAUCUGGGGAGCUGCAUUUUUCAUCAUUUCAGGAUCUAUUUGCAUUGUAGCUGAGGGAAAACCUACAAAAAAUUUGGUGCAAGGCAGUUUUGGAAUGAACGUUGCCAGUGCAACCAUUUCGCUCCUCGGCUUCAUUUUUCUUAUCAUCCAUUUUGUGGUAAAUGGUCGGGAAGUCAGCCACUGUUUAUCACCAGCUCCUACUGUGUGCACUUUGACUGGUUUCACAUCGAAUGGGCUCCUGUUUUUGCUAUUGAUCCUCACUGUGCUAGAAUUCUGCAUUACCAUUUCUCUCACAAUCUUGGGGAGUAAAGCAAACUGUUGUGAUUCUAAUGAGGUGAUUUUCUCUCCUUCUGAUCCUUCUGUGGUGGUUGAGAUAUCCCCUGCUGAACAGCAUCCUAAAGGCCUGGAAGCCUCAAUCCCAGCGAAUGACACUGAGAUAUUAAACAAAUAGUUCUAGGGAUGUCUCCAGAAAUACUCUUACAACUAGCAGUUGAACAAACUUUAUUCUGUGGGACCUUACUAACUUUCAAUAUAAUAUGACUUCAAGGUCAAGUUCCCUCUGUGCCUUUUCCAAACACUUUCCCCUCCCCUACUGUGCAUAUUUUGGCUCCAUUGGGAUUUGUUUGCUCUCAUGAAAAUCCUAUUGAUGAAUGUUCAUUCCCUGUCUAGGACGAAAGACUUAGAGACCAAAGAACAUGCUGGAUAUAUAUCAUACAGAGAUAUCAGAGACAUAGUCAGCUCAAGAUGGGGGAACUUUGGAGAUUGACACUUAAAAAUGAUCUGGACUGGGGAUGUUGUCAUCAGGGAUACAUUUUCUCAGAUGAAACUGUGAUAGAUAUAGAAAUGAAGAAAGCCAUUGGCCGGUCAUUUCUUAGCUUUGGUGAGAAAAAUUCAGAGUUCUCUGCCCAGUCAUGUAAGCCUCCCUUUUGCACCAAAUUAAAUACCCUGUGACCCAAAAUAGCUGUUUGGCUUGAAACACAACAUUAUUUUUUCCCCAAUUUUCCAAUAAAUCAUGGAAUCCUUGUGCUAAAUGUACUAAAUAUCUCCUUCCUCUGGGCCAUGAAAGAAGGCACUCACUUUGACCAAUACAAGUCGUCCUUGAAGUAUAUUGGGGGAAAGAAGGAUAUAAUGGAGUUAGUUCCCUCAUUGUUCUUCCAUUUGGAAAUUUCUGAAGCUGGUUGUAAUUCUGGCCUCUAUACCAAGCAUUUGUUAGCUAUAGAUAAAUAGAUAUUAGAUAUAUUUAUUAGAUAGAAAUGGAAUAGAUGAUUCUCCAUUGCUCAAUCAAUUAUCUUUGAUGUUUCCUUACCAUUUGCGCAUCCUGGGACAGGUGACUGAACAUUCUUAUAACAAAUUAUAAAAGUUUUAAUUCAAAUUAUUUUGGAGGGGUAAAAGUCUUUUUCUACACUGGAGACUGAGGAAAGAAACCAAAUCUCACAGAAAAGAUCUACAGGCUACAUCCCAGAUCUCCUGAAAGACCUUAUGAUGCAUGGAAAAUGAAAUUGAAUGGAAAGAACAUAAUAGGAGCUGAACUACUUUCACUUUUUGAGACUAUUAGGGCCACUGACUAGUCAUUGUAACUUUAGAGAACUUUAAAAAGCCAGUUCAAUCCAGUUAUAGUUUUAGAAUUUUGCAAGCUUACCAUAAAUCAACAAUAUGCAUAGCAACCUUUUUUUUUUUUUUAAAUCAGUGAUAGAAGAUAAAUCUGUGAUUUUAUUGGUAUAAGAAACCAUCUGGGCGAGGGAACUCCUUCUAACAACCCAAGUUUGUUCCUCCUUUUAAACUGAUGGUCUUAGAGAAUUGACUAGAGUGUUGAGAGGCUCUCUGACUUGUCAGUAUGUAUUGGAGUCUGGAUUUGAAUCCAAGUUUUCCUGGCUUGGAGGCUUACUCUCUGUCUACUCUGCCAUACUCCCUUUCUUUUCAACCUGAAUUAAUUAUAGGUUGGUUUCACAGAAUUUCAAUAAAAAUAUCAUUCAGCUUGUCCCUCGAUGAGAAUUCUCUCUACGUCAUCCUUGGCAAUAAUUACAUCAUGAGGAACAGGAAGUUGUCAAGUUUUGUUGGAAGAAAAUGUAAAGGAGAGAAAUGUUAAAUACGAAAAUAGAGAUUGGAGCUCUUCAUAACAAAUCCCAGAGAUCUUAAAGGAAGGAAA
Messenger RNA from Sarcophilus harrisii (Tasmanian devil), 2560 nucleotides. RefSeq names its product membrane spanning 4-domains A3 (gene MS4A3). Gene Ontology annotation, cellular component: membrane. Lineage: Eukaryota; Metazoa; Chordata; Mammalia; Dasyuromorphia; Dasyuridae. Bases 140 to 865 code for a protein of 241 amino acids. The record is from RefSeq and is a predicted model, not a curated record. The transcript is spliced from 7 exons.